Sphenostylis stenocarpa is the source of this 711-nucleotide messenger RNA. The record is from the annotation of a GenBank genome assembly. NCBI's taxonomy places the organism in Eukaryota, Viridiplantae, Streptophyta, Magnoliopsida, Fabales, Fabaceae.
AUGGGACGAACCAAGCUUCUGCUUGCAGAUUUCGUUCUGUCUUUCAUGUGGGUAUGCUCCGGUGUCCUCCUUCGCAUCAUCGUCAUCCAGCAUCUUGGCUUCGGUCACUCCCCUCUCGCUGAGGCUAUCAAAAUCGCCUUCUCCAUCGCCAAUAUGUUCUUCUUCGCCUUCCUCGUCAAGAUUACACGUGGCGGCGCCUACAACCCCCUCACCGUUUUGGCUGAUGCUAUCUCUGGGGAUUUUAACAACUUCCUCUACUGCGCUGGUGCUAGAAUCCCCACACAGGUGGUUGGAUCAAUUGUUGGCGUUAAGUUUCUUAUUGAUACCAUUCCUGAAGUGGGACGGGGACCACGUUUGAAUGUCGACAUUCAUCAGGGUGCAUUGACAGAAGGAGUACUAACAUUUGCUAUUGUAACCAUUUCACUUGGACUUACCACAAAAAUUCGUGAAAAUUUCUUCAUGAAGACUUGGAUUUCCAGCCUCUCCAAGUUAGCUCUUCAUAUUCUUGGUUCUGACUUGACUGGUGGUUGUAUGAACCCUGCAUCUGUAAUGGGAUGGGCUUAUGCUCGAGGGGAUCACAUAACAAAGGAGCACUUCUUUGUAUAUUGGCUUGCUCCCAUAGAGGCAACCAUUUUAGCAGUGUGGACAUUCAACUUGCUAGUGCAGCCUGCAAAAGAAGAUAACACAGCCUCAAAAAGUAAAUCGGAUUGA